AUGGAAGGAGCAUUGCGGGCCAACAAGUGGCUCAUUGAUUUAGACCAUACGUUUGAUAUCAGUGGAUGUACAGAAGAGCAUAAGGUUCAAUAUGCUGGACAUCUACUUCAAGGAGAGGCCAGAAUAUGGUGGGAUACAAAGCGACAAUUACUGCACCAAGAGUUGGGUGAUCUAGCUAUGCUUACAUGGGAGCGAUUCAAAAGGGUAUUUGAUAGUCAUUUCUUUUUGGAGACGGCCAUGCAAAAGAAAGCCAUGGAAUUUGCCAACUUAGUGCAAGGAAAUAUGACGGCCGGACAAUAUUCUGCCCUAUUCAUAGAAUUGGGAAUGUUUGCCCCUCACUUGAUUGGAACAAAAAAGAUGCAAGCUAGGAAAUUUCAAGAUGGAUUGCAGCCAAGGAUUUGGAAUCAGAUUGCAUGGUUGCAGAUCAAAAAUUUCCAAGAACUGGUGAAUGUAGUGUCUAUCGCAGAAGUGGAAUAG
Molecule: messenger RNA, 477 nt
Organism: Juglans regia (Persian walnut)
Lineage: Eukaryota; Viridiplantae; Streptophyta; Magnoliopsida; Fagales; Juglandaceae
Exons: 1
Coding region: 1-477 (158 amino acids)
Source: RefSeq, a predicted model, not a curated record